Entelurus aequoreus (snake pipefish) is the source of this 711-nucleotide messenger RNA. RefSeq lists its product as uncharacterized. Lineage: Eukaryota; Metazoa; Chordata; Actinopteri; Syngnathiformes; Syngnathidae. The transcript has 5 exons. The record is from RefSeq and is a predicted model, not a curated record. Bases 41 to 511 code for a protein of 156 amino acids.
ACUGGGGCCGGGCAUCUAAAGCGCAGAUAGAGGCAAAACAAUGUCACAAAAAAGGACAUAUCCUUCAGGUGCAGAAAAAAGGAAGAAGAAGAAAGUGGAAGAGGAGAAAAAAUGCCAUGAUAAAGGAGCAUUGUUAAAAUACUUUGGAGGCACAGAAUCAGCCCAGAGCCAGUCCACAUCCUCAGGCUCAACUGUGAGUGAUGAAUCAGGUCCAUCUCCAUCCUCUACAGUGCUCUCUCACACACCUCCAUCAUCUGUGCCCACUGUCCCCUCCAUGUCUGAAACCACAGCUGAUUUAUCUACAUCUUCCACCACAACGUCCCCUUCACACCAUGGACCAUCAUCAGCUCCGCCAGUUGACUCAGCUGAGUGGCCUUCUUUCCUCUCAGAUUCAGACAGGACUGAGCAGAAAAUCCAAACUUUCCAGCAACAUUGUGCCUCAAGGGGUGUUUUUGGAGCACAAGGGGGAAGACGACAUCCCAACUGUGAUGACACUCUGGCAGCCCGUUAGCAUCCAUAAAUCACACACUUAUAUCAGGUUUACACACACUUUGAUAUUUGACCGUGUGGGUUGGAGAAUCCUCAUGUCCAGGUUGGUGGCAUUCCAAUUCCUGUGUAAGAACAUCUCCUCCCCUGGAAGAGGCAGCUCUGCCUCAGCCUUGGUUAUUUUCUCCAGUGGGUCAGGUGACGAGGCCAGCUGGUUAUUUCUCU